This is a messenger RNA of Mesitornis unicolor (brown roatelo), 562 nucleotides long. RefSeq names its product toll-like receptor 6. NCBI's taxonomy places the organism in Eukaryota, Metazoa, Chordata, Aves, Mesitornithiformes, Mesitornithidae. Gene Ontology annotation, molecular function: transmembrane signaling receptor activity; lipopeptide binding; Toll-like receptor 2 binding. Bases 1 to 528 code for a protein of 175 amino acids. The record is from RefSeq and is a predicted model, not a curated record. Gene Ontology annotation, cellular component: membrane. The transcript has a single exon. Gene Ontology annotation, biological process: cellular response to bacterial lipopeptide; inflammatory response; immune response.
AUGGUUCUGCAGUUUCAUGCAUUCAUUUCCUACAGCGAGCGCGAUUCAUUGUGGGUGAAGAACGAGCUGAUCCCAAACCUGGAGAAGGGGGAGGGCUGUGUACGACUGUGCCAGCAUGAGAGAAACUUUAUCCCUGGCAAGAGCAUUGUGGAGAACAUAAUUAACUGCAUUGAGAAGAGCUACAAGUCGAUCUUUGUGUUGUCUCCCAACUUUGUGCAGAGCGAGUGGUGUCACUAUGAGCUGUACUUUGCCCAUCACAAGUUAUUCAGUGAGAAUUCCAACAGCUUAAUCCUCAUUUUACUGGAGCCGAUCCCUCAGUACGUUAUCCCUGCCAGAUAUCACAAGCUGAAGGCUCUCAUGGCAAAGCGAACCUUCCUGGAGUGGCCGAAGGAGAGGAGCAAGCAUCCCCUGUUCUGGGCUAACCUGCGGGCAGCUAUUAGCAUUAACUUGCCAACGUCCUUUGAAGCAAAUGAGGAGCAGAGUGAUGUUACUUCUACUAGUCGUGUAAGUGAGUAUGUGAAUAUCUGAUUUGACUGUCUUGCAUUAAAUUGUUAAUAAUUUU